UGACGCCGCUGCAUGUCAAAUUAGCUGUCUGCAGCCUUUCAGGGACACCUCUUGCAGACCGCCGGAGCCCACAGUGCAAUAAAUAUGGCAGCAGAGCUAUCCACCUCCAUAAACAUCAAAGAGCCCCGGUGGGACCAGAGCACGUUUGUAGGUCGGGCUAAACAUUUCUUCACUGUCACAGACCCCAGGAACAUUCUCCUCACCAACGAACAACUAGCCAAUUCACACAAAGUCAUCACUGACUACAGGAAAGGUAUAAUCUCUCCAGGAUUGACUGAAGAUGAACUGUGGAGAGCCAAAUAUGUUUUUGACUCUGCCUUCCAUCCCGAUACUGGGGAGAAAAUGAUCCUGAUUGGCCGCAUGUCAGCGCAGGUUCCCAUGAACAUGACGAUCACUGGAUGCAUGAUGACAUUUUACAAGACAACUCCAGCUGUGUUGCUCUGGCAGUGGAUCAAUCAGUCGUUCAAUGCAAUAGUGAAUUACACCAACAGGAGCGGCGAUGCUCCACUCACUGUCAGUCAGCUUGGCACAGCGUAUGUGUCUGCCACCACAGGGGCAGUUGCCACCGCUCUAGGACUAAAUGCACUCACAAAGCACAUCUCACCCCUGAUUGGUCGGUUUGUUCCAUUUGCUGCUGUAGCUGCUGCUAACUGUAUCAACAUCCCACUGAUGAGACAAAGAGAACUUAAACACGGCAUUCCCAUCACAGAUGAGAAUGACAACAGGUUAGGAGAGUCGACGAACGCUGCAAAGCAGGCUAUCUCUCAGGUCGUGGUCUCCAGGAUCCUCAUGGCCUCUCCAGGAAUGGCUAUCCCUCCAUUUUUGAUGAACCAUUUGGAAAAGAAGGCUUUUCUGAGGAAGUUCCCAUGGAUGAGUGCACCUAUUCAAGUCGGCCUGGUGGGAUUCUGCCUGGUGUUUGCCACUCCACUGUGCUGCGCAUUGUUCCCUCAGAAGAGCUCUAUAUUAGUCAGCCGCCUGGAGCCCGAGCUGCAGGAGAAAAUCCGGGCCAACAACCCAGGAGUGGAGAGGGUCUACUUCAACAAGGGGCUAUGAGUGUGCAGCCCCCCCAUCCAAACACUGCCAUAGCACAGCUGCAGGCUCAGUCCUCGCCUCUCGGCCAGCCCCUCCUCAUUCAGUGUGCCAAAGUUAAGUUUGUGUCUCCUCAUGUUCAAGAUUCAGAUGGAUAUCUAGGGACUACCUCUCUGUCAGUCUCUUUGUUUGCUUUUGUCAAUGUGAUUGUUGAUUUUAUCGUAACUGCUAUAGAAGAUUUUCUCCGUCUGGGCCGGAUGAAAAGUACAAUGUUUAUCAUGACGUAUGUGUAUA
Messenger RNA from Trematomus bernacchii (emerald rockcod), 1323 nucleotides. It is a transcript of the gene sfxn1, whose product is annotated as sideroflexin 1. Gene Ontology annotation, biological process: serine import into mitochondrion; monoatomic ion transport. Gene Ontology annotation, cellular component: mitochondrial inner membrane. Bases 85 to 1053 code for a protein of 322 amino acids. The record is from RefSeq and is a predicted model, not a curated record. Gene Ontology annotation, molecular function: monoatomic ion transmembrane transporter activity. The transcript has 11 exons. NCBI's taxonomy places the organism in Eukaryota, Metazoa, Chordata, Actinopteri, Perciformes, Nototheniidae.